AUGUUUUUCUUGUUAUAUUUUUCGUUUUCAACAGAUAUUCAAGAGGUUGGCGACUAUGAUUAUCAAGAUUAUAUCGGCACCAAUAAGCCUGCCCUUGUAAAAUUCUAUAAUCCUUCAUGUCCGCAUUGUUUUGCAAUGGCUGACGAGUUUUGGCAAGUAACUGAAAUGUUUGAUGAUGUAAAUUUUGUCGCAAUUGAUUGCAUUACACAUAAAAAUCUAUGUGUCAAUGAAUUCAACAUAGAAAAAUACCCAAGUGUUGCAAUUUUCAUGCCAAACUCGCUUACACCAAUAAAAUUUGAAGGGUAUAUGGGUGCAGAUGAAUUUGCUAAGUUUGUUAAAGAGAAAACAAACAUUGAACCAAGAAAAAUUCCGAAAUUAUUUUACGAAGUCACACCAAAUAACUUUGAAGCAUGGAAAGAUAGCAAGAAAUGUGCUGUUGGUAUUUUCUACUCAUCUCUUUUUGAACAUCAUAAAAAAUUCCUUUAUGAAGCAAGAAUGGUCGCAAAAGCCUUCCAAAAUGAAGAAAAUGUUACAAUUGGUAUUAUCAGAUGCGAUAAAUUCAGACCAUUGUGCAAGCCAGUUAACGAUCUUGGCUAUCCAGUCGCUGCAAGAUGGACAAACGCAAAUUACGUUCCUUUCAAUGAUAUGGCCAUUGCCAAUCUUCUUGUCCUCGACAUUAACGAUAAUUGCGAUACUCACAGGCGUAUAGACGGCUUUCUUGAAGAAAAUGUUGGAAGAAUUGAAGCUGCAAAGCCAUUUGUCAAAGAAUUCAUCGAAACAAAGGAUCCAGAAGAAAGAAGCAAAAUAAUAGAGAAGACAAAAGAAGUUCCAGGAGCUUCUUUUUACGUAAAAGUGAUGAAUCGAAUUAUUAAAGAAGGUGAUGAGAAAAUUAUCCAAACAAUUAAUAAAAUGCAUCAUAUGAUAACUGAUCCUCAUGUAAAUGCUAAGAAUAGAGACUUUACAAACAAGAAUUUCAACGUUUUCAAAGAAUUCUAUCCGAACUACAUUCCUCCAACACAAAACCAAGAAUCAAAUGAAAAUACAGCUAAUAUGGAACAACAUCAGUCUGAAAAAUCAGAACAAAAGGAAUUAUAA
Messenger RNA from Trichomonas vaginalis G3, 1095 nucleotides. RefSeq names its product cell redox homeostasis. The transcript has a single exon. Gene Ontology annotation, biological process: protein folding. The record is from RefSeq and is a predicted model, not a curated record. The coding region runs from base 1 to 1095 and encodes 364 amino acids. Gene Ontology annotation, cellular component: endoplasmic reticulum. NCBI's taxonomy places the organism in Eukaryota, Parabasalia, Trichomonadida, Trichomonadidae. Gene Ontology annotation, molecular function: protein disulfide isomerase activity.